UUCAUUUGACAUUUAUCCUUUAUCAUCAUGAAUAACUCGCGUUUAUUAAAAACAUUCCUCAUCGAGAAUGUUCUAUCGCGAAAAUUAAGUUCGGCAAGUGCUCAAGUGACAAAAAUCCAUCGAAAAGUCUACGCUCGCAUGUACCCCACGGUCCUGGUGCUCCCCGAUGGCUCCAGUGUAAAUAUAAGGUAUCACGAGCCUCGUAAAAUCAUCACACUGCCAUUAAAUUUGGCCACCCUGAGCGAGGCUGAAAGAAAAGCAAGACUGGAGAAACGUAAACCCAAACAGAAAGUCAAAAUCGUGGAAGAUCUAGAAGACAAUUUUAAUUCGAAUAAAUAUCUUAAGUAUAUUAAAAAAAAGUAAUUACAAUUUGUGUAAAAUAGC
Molecule: messenger RNA, 384 nt
Organism: Ctenocephalides felis (cat flea)
Lineage: Eukaryota; Metazoa; Arthropoda; Insecta; Siphonaptera; Pulicidae
Product: 39S ribosomal protein L55, mitochondrial-like
Exons: 1
Coding region: 28-363 (111 amino acids)
Biological process (GO): translation
Cellular component (GO): mitochondrial large ribosomal subunit
Molecular function (GO): structural constituent of ribosome
Source: RefSeq, a predicted model, not a curated record